AUGUCACGACAAGAUUGGUUCAAUGGUCCAGUAUGCGGGACUGAUAAUUGUCGAUCACGACUUUAUCGAAAUCAGGAUGGGUUGACAAUAUGUCAAUUUGGACAUGUGUUGGAAGGGGCGGUGGAGUACAAUGAUGAUCCAGACGCAGGUGGGAUAGUUCAAACUAGAAGAUUGAAUACAAUUUCCUUUGAUGAAAGAGGGCAUUUGUCAAGUGCCGUGGUUUCCAAUUCACAAACCAUCAAAACAAAACUGAAUCGAUUAUAUGGUGAAGAUGCCAUGGCCUUGUAUUAUAGAUGUUUGCAAAUUUUAUUGAAAAAGGAAUUGAAAAUUUUUAUUGACUUAUUUUUCAGUGAAGGUAUAAGACAUGAUUUGACGUUGAUUGUGAAAAAUAAUUGGGUGAAAUUAUUAUCGACUGAUGAACUACAAGAAAACCAUCCGAAACGACAAGUCAUAGACACGCUAGAUUUGAUUUGCAUGAUUUAUAUUUCGGCCCUUCAGCUACAAGCAUACCCCAUCUACAUUCCAGAUUUGAUAGAUAAUAUAAAGUUAAACACAAUUCCAUAUAUAAGAACACUCCAUUUAAUUCCUAAGCACAUGCUAGAUCAAUUGCCUACUGUGUAUCAUAAUAGAUUGCAACCUUAUUCUUUACCAGAGAACAGUCAGAUCUAUAAACGUUUACAAACAACUGGGUGGAGAACUGUUGGAGCAACUUUAAGAAUACCGACAAGCUUUUAUUUCCCGUUUAUAUUCCGAAUAUUAUCUGAACAUUUCUUAUUGGUUAACGCAGUUGAUUUAUUUGUGUCUGCAUUUAACGUACUAAAAUCUACCCCGUCCUUUGAAAUUAAUUUUCGAAUCAAAAAGUUUAUUCAAAAGUUUCCAGAGAUUUAUAUUUCUUCUGUAUUGAUAAUACUAAUCAGGGAAAAUUUUCGUAGUAACGACAAUUUAAAGCCAUGGUUAUAUGAAUUGAACAAAUAUGAAUUAAACAACGAGUACAAUUCGGGCGGUACGUCAUUACUAAAUUGGUCGGACGAUAAGGUGGAUAAAUACUGUGACUGGAUAUAUGAUAACCUUAUACCAAAGAAAGCUAAGUUGAACGAUGACAAUACAGAAGCUUUGAAUACUAUGGAAAAGAGGUUGUUCCAGAUCUUUAGCCUAGACAAUGAUAUAGAGAACACAGCACCCGAAACAAAUGAAACUCCAAUGUACUUAGCCUUAAGAAGUAUAAUGAAUGGCUCUGAAUUGAAGGAAAGUGGUGGUUUACAAGAAUUGGAUACGAAACUUGAUGCAAAGUUAUCAAAUAUAUUGGGUCUUUAA
Messenger RNA from Candida albicans SC5314, 1314 nucleotides. RefSeq lists its product as uncharacterized. The transcript has a single exon. Gene Ontology annotation, biological process: RNA polymerase I preinitiation complex assembly; nucleolar large rRNA transcription by RNA polymerase I. Gene Ontology annotation, molecular function: RNA polymerase I core promoter sequence-specific DNA binding. Bases 1 to 1314 code for a protein of 437 amino acids. Lineage: Eukaryota; Fungi; Ascomycota; Pichiomycetes; Serinales; Debaryomycetaceae. The record is from RefSeq and is a predicted model, not a curated record. Gene Ontology annotation, cellular component: RNA polymerase transcription factor SL1 complex; RNA polymerase I core factor complex.